This is a messenger RNA of Malurus melanocephalus (red-backed fairy wren), 795 nucleotides long. Its product is annotated as ras-related protein Rab-42-like. Gene Ontology annotation, molecular function: GTPase activity; GTP binding. The record is from RefSeq and is a predicted model, not a curated record. Gene Ontology annotation, cellular component: Golgi membrane. Lineage: Eukaryota; Metazoa; Chordata; Aves; Passeriformes; Maluridae.
AUGGAGACAGUGACAAAUUCACCCCAGGACCCUGACCCCGAGAGACACUUGCAGUUCCAUGUCAUCGUGCUGGGGGACAGCGUGGGYGAGUCUUCACUGCUGCGCUGCUUCGCCGAGGGGCGGGUGGGGCCCGGGGGGGUGGCCACCCCCAGCCCUACUGUUGGCAUUGAGUUCUACAGCCAGACUGUCCUGCUGCCACCCACCGACAGGGCCAAACUGCAGCUCUGGGACACGGCUGGCCAGGAGCGGUUCAGAUCCAUCACCAGCUCCUUGUACCGGAAUGUGGCGGGGGUGCUGCUGGUGUUUGAUCUCACAGACCAGGCAUCCUGUGAGCACGUCCCUGAGUGGUACCGCGAGGCUGUGGGACACCGACCAUCUGCCUUCAUCCUGGUGGGACAGAAGUGUGACCUGGUGGCUGAGAGAGCCGUGUCGGCAGAGGAGGGUGGAUAUCUCACUGCCACCCUGGGCAUGGUCUUUGUGGAGACUUCAGCCCACAGCAACCUUAACGUGGAGUUGGUCUUCCAGACACUGGCUGGGGGUAUCCAGCAGGCACUGGGCCAAGUGGUCCUUGCCCCAUACCARGGAUGUGAUGGCAUCAGGCUCAUCCCCAGCCAGAGCCACCACCAGCCCCCUGCAUGGAGGGAGCCCCGGCAGCGCUGCCAGUCCGUGACUCGCUCCUACUACCGCAACUCAGCUGGGGGGAUGCUGCUCUUUGACCUCACCAACCGCGCGUCCUUCGAGAGCGUCCGGCGAUGGCACCAGGAGGUGACUGACACAAUCCAGCCCUUCCACUGA